AUGGCGUCAGGACGCGGUGUCCGGAGUGAUUCCCUUUGGUCCCCUGAGGUCCCUGCAACUUUCCGGCAAAAGCAGGACCUGGGAGAUGCAGUGACCUAUGAGGAUGUGCAUGUAAACUUCACUCCUGAAGAGUGGGCCUUGCUGGAUCCUUCCCAGAAGAGUCUCUACAAAGAUGUGAUGCUGGAAACCUACUGGAACCUCACUUGUAUAGGCUACAAAUGGAAAAACCAGAAUAUUGAAGAACAUUGUCAAAGUUCUAGAAGACAUGGAAGGUAUAUCAUUUUCAAAGAUACAAAAAUAACCAAUACUCAACAGGAUCUUUAUGAAUGUAAGCAACAUGAUAAAACAUUUGAAUCUGAUUCCUCUUUAAAAGUACACCAAAGAACUCAUUUGGAAGUAAAAAACUAUGAAUAUAAUCAAAGUAUUAUAGUCUUUCCAUGUCACAGUCUCAAUCAAUUAUGUACAACUCAUACUAGAGAGAAAACGCAUGGAUAUCAUCAAUGUGAGACCACCAUUGCACAUGCCAGUUAUCUUCUAAUACAUGAAAAAACUCCUACUGGGGAGUUACCUCAUAAAUGUAAUCAAUGUGGUAAAGUCUUUGCACUGAAGAAGUAUCUUCUCAGACAUGAAAGAAUUCAUAUUGGAGAGAAACCCUAUGAAUAUAAUCAAUGUGAUAAAGCCUUUGGACAUAAAUAUUACCUUCAAAUACAUGAAAGAAGUCAUACUGGAGAGAAACCUUAUGGUUGUAAUCACUGUGGUAAAGCCUUUGCAUAUAAAAGUGUUCUUCGCAGGCAUGAAAGAAGCCAUACUGGAGAGAAACCCUAUGGAUGUAAACAGUGUGAUAAAGCCUUUGGAUAUAAAUAUUACCUUCAAAUACAUGAAAGAAGUCAUACUGGAGAGAAACCUUAUGGAUGCAGUCAAUGUGGUAAAGCCUUUGUACGUAAACUUGAGCUUCAAAUACAUGAAAGAAGUCAUACUGGAGAGAAACCCUAUGGAUGUAAUCAGUGUGGUAAAGCUUUUGCAUAUAAAAGUGUUCUUCGCAGGCAUGAAAGAAAUCAUACUGGAGAGAAACCCUAUGGAUGUAAUCAGUGUGGUAAAACAUUUGCAUAUAAAAGUCAUCUUAAAAUACAUGAAGGAAGUCAUACUGGAGAGAAACGUCAUGGAUGCAAUCAUUGUGGUAAAGCCUUUUUACGUAAAGUUGAUUGUAAAAUACACGAAAGAGGUCAUACUGGUGAGAGACCCUAUGAAUGUAAUCAGUGUGGCAAAGCCUUUAUCCAUAAAGGUGCUCUUCUCAGGCAUGAAAGAAUUCAUACUGGAGAGAAACCCUAUGAAUGUAGUCAAUGUAGUAAAGCCUUUGCACAGAAGUAUCAUCUUUACAGGCAUGAAAGAAGUCACACUGGAGAGAGACCUUAUGAAUGCAAUCAAUGUGGUAAAGCCUUUUUACGUAAAGAUGAUUGUAAAAUACAUGAAAGAGGUCAUACUUGUGAAAAACUAUGAAUGUAGUCAAUGUGGUAAAGCCUUUGCACAGAACAAUUGUAUUCAAAUACAUGAAAGAAGUCAUACUGGAGAGAAAGUCUAUGAAUGUGAUCAAUAUGGCAAAGCCUUUAUCCGUAAAAGUGCUCUUCUCAGGCAUGAAAGAAUUCAUACUAGAGAGAAACCCUAUAAAUGUAGUCAAUGUAGUAAAGCCUUUGUACAGAAGUAUCCUCUUUACAGGCAUGAAAGAAGUCAUACUGGAGAGAAACUUUAUGGAUAUAGUUAAUGUGGUAAAGCUCUUAGACGUAUUGUAUUUCAAGAAUAUGAGAAUAUGGGAUAAUUUGAAUAAUAAAACCUAUUUGCAAAUGAAAA
Messenger RNA from Peromyscus eremicus (cactus mouse), 1845 nucleotides. Its product is annotated as zinc finger protein OZF-like. The transcript is spliced from 4 exons. Lineage: Eukaryota; Metazoa; Chordata; Mammalia; Rodentia; Cricetidae. The record is from RefSeq and is a predicted model, not a curated record. Gene Ontology annotation, molecular function: DNA-binding transcription factor activity, RNA polymerase II-specific; RNA polymerase II transcription regulatory region sequence-specific DNA binding. The coding region runs from base 1 to 1497 and encodes 498 amino acids. Gene Ontology annotation, biological process: regulation of transcription by RNA polymerase II. Gene Ontology annotation, cellular component: nucleus.